Messenger RNA from Ricinus communis (castor bean), 773 nucleotides. RefSeq names its product 50S ribosomal protein L27. Gene Ontology annotation, molecular function: structural constituent of ribosome. Gene Ontology annotation, biological process: translation. The record is from RefSeq and is a predicted model, not a curated record. Gene Ontology annotation, cellular component: ribosome. Bases 221 to 679 code for a protein of 152 amino acids. The transcript is spliced from 4 exons. NCBI's taxonomy places the organism in Eukaryota, Viridiplantae, Streptophyta, Magnoliopsida, Malpighiales, Euphorbiaceae.
GUACGUUACAAGCUUCCUUCGGCUUGCAAUUGAAACGGCUCGUUUAGAAGAAAUAAUAAAACGGUGCGUAGAAGAUCAAUUAUUUCCUUUCCCUCUUCUCUGGCUCCCCAGCCCCGUCAAGCAAAACCCUAGAAGGGAGACACACGGCGAGGAAAAAGUACAAGAUCAUAAGAAUUGAAUUUCUGGGGAUUUUAGAUCGGGGGAACUUUAGCAGCUCGACAUGAUGAACUUUAGAACAGUCUUGUGCAAACGUUUGAACGUAAAAGAGCUCGUCUCAAAUAUUCCAGUUUAUGAAACCAUUACUAGUACUGCAGAUGGCUCUGCUGGUGGAUUAAGCUUGAUGUUUAGGCGAUGGGCUACUAAGAGAACGGCAGGAUCCACCAAGAAUGGACGAGACUCGAAACCUAAGAAUCUUGGGGUCAAGAAAUUUGGUGGUGAGAGGGUGAUACCUGGAAAUAUUAUAGUUAGGCAAAGGGGCACUCGUUUUCACCCUGGAAACUAUGUUGGAAUGGGAAAGGAUCACACACUUUAUGCCCUGAAAGAAGGGAAUGUCAAGUUUGAGACUCAUAAGCUCAGUGGACGUAAAUGGGUUCAUGUUGAGCCUAAGGAUGGAUAUGAGCUUCACCCUGUCUAUGCUCAAGCAAAUUCUGCUUCAACCCACCUCAAGAUUGCCUCUUGAUUUUGUAAUUUUAGAUGCUCAGUUUCUGGGUUUUGCCUUAUCUGUAAUACUUAUUAAAACAUUAGUUGUUGGAGUUAUUACUUCAAUUUCUGUC